AUGUGGAAAAAAAAUGUUUCAGAAAAUAAGCUAAGAAUCCAAAAAGAAUUCAAAGACAAAUUAGGAUUACUUGUAGAUAAACCCAAACCAGGAUUUGGAAAUUCUAAUGAUGGGAACACAGMCAGACGUUUUUUCCAAAAUUCAGAAAUAUCUGCCGAAAUCACAAAAUUAGACGUAGAAAUAAUAGAAAAAAUACAUAUAGUAAUGAUAGUAGUAGCUAGUGGACACGAAAUAAAAAUCAAUGAGUUUCGGGAAUACACGUAUAAAACUGCAAAAUAUUUUGUUGAGAAGUAUCCGUGGUAUAAUAUGUCACCCACGAUGCACAAGUUUUUUAUACRUGGACCAGAGAUAAUUGAAUCGGCUUUGUUGCCAAUAGGACAGUUGACUGAAGAAGCCCAAGAAGUGYGAAAUAAAGAUUUCAAAAAAUAUCGAGAGCAUAACUCUAGGAAAUGUUGUCGUGAAAAAACUAAUUUAGAUAUAUUAAAUUUAUUUUUAUUAAGUUCAGAUCCAGUAAUUUCAAGUAAAAGAAAAUUGCUGAAGAAAAAAACACAAUCAAUGCCAAUUGAAGCACUCGCAUUAUUAAAAUCACCAGAUGUCCUAGUCUCUCUUCAAUAUGCCAAAGAUAGCGAUGAUGAUGAUGAUGAUGAUGACAAUGAUAAUGAUGAUUAUGAUGACGACAACGAUAAUGAUGAUGAUUAUGACGAAGAUAAUGACAGCAAUGAAGACAAUGAAGACAAUAACCAUGACCAGUUUUAA
Messenger RNA from Diuraphis noxia (Russian wheat aphid), 756 nucleotides. RefSeq names its product aspartic acid-rich protein-like. NCBI's taxonomy places the organism in Eukaryota, Metazoa, Arthropoda, Insecta, Hemiptera, Aphididae. The record is from RefSeq and is a predicted model, not a curated record.